Molecule: messenger RNA, 490 nt
Organism: Carassius gibelio (silver crucian carp)
Lineage: Eukaryota; Metazoa; Chordata; Actinopteri; Cypriniformes; Cyprinidae
Exons: 4
Coding region: 130-468 (112 amino acids)
Source: RefSeq, a predicted model, not a curated record
ACUAUGGCGUCUCAGAGUAACAGCAGCGGUCGUUGUAACAGCAGGAAUGUAUAAAGUAGCCAGCUUUUGAUACAUUUUACAGAGUUACAGAGUUAGUUUUUUCUUUCAUUGUCUUUGAAACUACAUUAAAUGGCCUCAUAUACACACGAAGAGUUUGAACUCAGCCAGAAACAUGAAGAUAUACUCGGGGAAAGAGCAUUACUGCUGCAGCAGAUGGAGGCGCAUUAUGAACAGCAGAAGGCCAAGAAAAAACAGCAGUGUCUGAUGUCUCAAGCAGCGAAGGAGAGGAAUGCUCAGAUCCUUGAGGUUUCUCUAAUGUGUGCUCUGUGUUAUACAUACACUGAUUUACAGAAUGCUGAAAAAAAUCUAGACAGCUGCUUCACCCAGAUAUUAUUAGCCUUGAGACUCAUUAUUGGGCUUCAGUUGAACGGAAACUACCAGAAUGGGAGCAGUAUUUGCUUGGGAUAGGGAAACCGCCGGUAAGUGAGAC